AUGGUGUUACCGCCCCCAGACAAACGCCACGUGUGCCUGACCACCAUCGUCAUCAUGACCAGCAUGGCCUUCAUGGACGCCUACCUGGUGGAGCAGAACCAGGGACCCAGAAAGAUCGGUGUGUGCAUCAUAGUGCUGGUCGGGGACGUGUGCUUCCUCAUCGUGCUGCGGUACGUGGCGGUGUGGGUCGGGGCCGAGGUGCGCACCGCCCGGCGAGGAUACGCCAUGAUCCUGUGGUUUCUCUACAUCUUCGUUCUGGAGAUCAAACUCUACUUCGUCUUCCAGAAUUGUAAAGCUGACAGGAAGAGUCUAGAGACCGUGGCCCGGAAGGCUUUGACGCUGUUAUUGUCUGUGUGCGUGCCAGGUUUGUACCUGGUUCUCGUGGCUCUGGAUAGUAUGGAAUAUGUGAGGACUUUUAGAAAGAAGGAGGACAUGAGGAGCCGCCUGUUCUGGGUGGCGCUGGACCUGCUGGACCUGCUGGAUAUCCAAGCCAACCUGUGGGAGCCUCAGCGGACGGGCUUACCCAUCUGGGCCGAGGGCCUGAUGUUCUUCUACUGCUACAUCCUGCUGCUCAUCCUGCCCUGCGUGUCGCUCAGUGAGAUCAGCAUGCAGGGCGAGCACAUGUCGCCCCAGAAGAUGAUGCUGUACCCGGUCCUGAGCCUGGUCACCAUCAACGUGGUCACCAUCCUCAUACGGGGCGUGAACAUGGUGCUGUUCCAGGACAGCCGCGUGUCCACCAUCUUUGUCGGCAAGAACGUGGUGGCCAUCGCAACCAAGGCGUCCACCUUCCUGGAGUACCGCAGGCAGGUGAAGGAGUUCCCCCACCCGCAGAACGCCAUGGCGCUCGAGCUGCAGCAGAACUCCGUCAGCCACACGCAGCCGCUGCCCAACACCACCAGUUUGCCACAUGAACCUUCGCCAGCGCAGGACGUCAUUGACACAUGA
This is a messenger RNA of Limanda limanda (common dab), 945 nucleotides long. It is a transcript of the gene tmem121ab, whose product is annotated as transmembrane protein 121Ab. The transcript has a single exon. NCBI's taxonomy places the organism in Eukaryota, Metazoa, Chordata, Actinopteri, Pleuronectiformes, Pleuronectidae. The coding region runs from base 1 to 945 and encodes 314 amino acids. The record is from RefSeq and is a predicted model, not a curated record.